GCCUCACAGUUUAGAGGGAAAGCUUUUCUUCUCACAGCAGCAGCGGGGAUUUUCUGACUGCACACGCCGGAUAUUCAUCACAUUAAAAAACACGCUCACGACUGAAAGCGGCGAGAGAAGAAGGACUCUUUCCUGGGCCGCUAUCCCUCCCCGUCCCACCUCUCUGAUUUGGGCCGUUGUGUCUUUUUUUCAGUUUAAUUUUUUAUUUUGUACGUUUUUCCCCCUGCUGACAGUCUCUGUGGCGCACUCAGGUUUUCUUUUGCUGACAUGGUAGAUUAUCACGCUGCCAAUAAUCAAUCCUCCGGCGGAGGGCCACCGACCUACAUGGAGCAAGAGAAUGACUGGGACCGGGACCUGCUGCUGGACCCGGCCUGGGAGAAACAGCAGAGGAAGACGUUCACGGCGUGGUGUAACUCCCACCUGCGGAAGUCCGGCACGCAGAUCGACAACAUCGAGGAGGACUUCAGGGAUGGACUCAAACUCAUGCUGCUGCUGGAGGUCAUCUCAGGCGAGCGGUUACCUAAGCCCGAGCGAGGCAAGAUGAGGGUCCACAAGAUCAACAACGUUAACAAAGCCCUGGACUUCAUCGCCAGCAAAGGAGUCAAACUGGUCUCUAUCGGAGCAGAGGAAAUCGUGGAUGGAAACGCCAAGAUGACCCUGGGAAUGAUCUGGACCAUCAUCCUCCGCUUCGCCAUCCAGGACAUCUCUGUAGAAGAGACCUCUGCCAAGGAGGGUCUUCUCUUGUGGUGCCAGAGGAAGACCGCUCCCUACAAGAAUGUCAAUGUGCAGAACUUCCACAUUAGCUGGAAGGACGGUCUCGCCUUCAACGCUCUGAUCCACAGACACAGACCUGAUCUCAUCGACUACGACAGCCUCAGGAAGGACGACCCUGUGACCAACCUGAACAACGCCUUCGAGGUGGCUGAGAAACACCUGGACAUCCCCAAGAUGUUGGAUGCAGAAGACAUUGUGAACACUGCUCGUCCCGAUGAGAAAGCCAUAAUGACUUAUGUGUCCAGUUUCUACCAUGCAUUCUCUGGAGCACAGAAGGCUGAGACAGCCGCUAAUCGCAUCUGCAAAGUGCUGGCUGUCAACCAGGAGAACGAGCAGAUGAUGGAGGACUAUGAGAAACUGGCCAGUGAGCUGCUGGAGUGGAUCCGUCGGACCAUCCCCUGGCUGGAGAACCGAACCCAGGAGAAGACUGUGCAAGACAUGCAGGCCAAACAGGAGGACUUCAGAGACUACCGCUGUGUCCACAAACCACCCAAGGUCCAGGAGAAAUGCCAGCUGGAGAUCAGCUUCAACACUCUGCAGACUAAACUGAGACUCAGCAACAGACCUGCCUUCAUGCCAUCAGAGGGCCGCAUGGUGUCGGAUAUCAACGGAGCGUGGCACACUCUAGAGGGAGCAGAAAAGGGAUACGAGGAGUGGAUCCUCAGUGAGAUCCGGCGUCUGGAGAGACUGGAGCACUUGGCCGAGAAGUUCCACCAGAAGGCUGCCAUCCAUGAAUCCUGGACUGAUGGUAAGGAGGCCAUGCUGACCCAGAAGGACUAUGAGACCUCCACCCUGUCAGAAGUCAAGGCGCUGCUACGGAAACACGAGGCCUUUGAGAGCGACCUGGCGGCCCACCAGGACCGAGUGGAGCAGAUCGCCGCCAUCGCACAGGAACUCAAUGAGCUGGACUACUACGACUCUGCCAGCGUCAACGCCCGCUGUCAGAAGAUCUGUGACCAGUGGGACGUCCUGGGAGCUCUCACCCAGAGCCGCAAAGAGUCACUGGAGAGGACAGAGAAGCAGCUGGAGUCGAUAGAUGAGCUUUACCUGGAGUACGCCAAAAGAGCGGCGCCCUUUAACAACUGGAUGGAGGGAGCCAUGGAGGACCUGCAGGACAUGUUCAUCGUCCACAACAUUGAGGAGAUCCAGGGUCUGAUCACAGCCCACGAGCAGUUCAAGUCCACCCUGGCCGAGGCCAACAAGGAGCGGGAGGCCAUCCAGGCCAUCCAGGCCGAGGUGCAGAAGAUCGCUCAGAGCAACGGCAUCAAGCUGAGCGGAUCCAACCCGUACACCACCAUCACACCUGAGAGCAUUGACAACAAGUGGGAAAAGGCGAUGGACAUGGUGCCUCAGCGUGAUAACGCCCUGCAGGAUGAACUUAACAAGCAGAACUCCAACGACACCCUGAGAGCCAAGUUCGCCACUCAGGCCAACACAGUCGGCGCCUACAUUCAGGCCAAGAUGGAGGAAAUCGGCAGGAUAUCCAUCGAGAUGAACGGCACUCUGGAGGACCAGCUGACCAGCCUGAAGGACUACCAGACCACCAUCAUGUCUUACAUGCCUGAAAUCAACACACUGGAGGGCUACCACCAGCUCAUCCAGGAGGCCCUCAUCUUUGACAACCAGUACACUUCCUACACAAUGGAGCACCUCCGUGUGGGCUGGGAGCAGCUGCUCACCACCAUCGCCAGAACCAUCAACGAGGUGGAGAACCAGAUCCUGACGCGUGACGCCAAGGGCAUCAGCCAGGAGCAGCUCUACGAGUACCGCGCCUCCUUCAACCACUUUGACAAGGACCACAGCGGGGCCCUGCAGGCCGAGGAGUUCAAGGCCUGUUUGAUCAGUCUGGGCUACGAUGUGGAGAACGACAAGACGAAGCGGUCAGGACAGAUGGUCUCAGAUGAUUUCCGGGCUCUACUCAUUUCUACAGGAAACAGCCUGGGAGACAGCGAGUUUGCUCGCAUCAUGAGCAUCGUGGACCCUAACGGCAGCGGCGCCGUCACCUUCCAGGCCUUCAUCGACUUCAUGUCCAGGGAAACGACCGACACGGACACCGCCGACCAGGUCAUCGCCUCCUUCAAGAUCCUGGCCGGAGAUAAGAACUUCAUCACGGCUGACGAGCUGAGGAGGGAGCUCCCCCCCGACCAGGCGGAGUACUGCAUCGCCCGCAUGGCGCCCUACACGGGGCCCGACGCCGCCCCCGGAGCCCUCGACUACAUGUCCUUCUCCACUGCUCUGUACGGAGAGAGCGACCUGUAGAGGAGGCGAGAGGAAGACGGGGUUUGGACAGACGCGGGGGGGAGGGGGGGUGGGGGGAGGUAGAGAGUAAUUCUGUGUGUAGAGAAGUCACCAGGAAUCGAGUGUUUGAAGAGUUUGAGUGGUGGGUGUGAGGUGCCCCUGGGCUCGCUGAUAGAACCCAUUGCUUUUCAGCUCUAAACAGAUCCAGAGUCAUCCAUUUAGUGGUAAACAGGUUCAUAUGAGCGGGCGUAUCCAGGGGCAGCUGCUCUGUAGUGCGGGUCCUUAGCUUCACCCUCUCUGCCUUUUGUGGGGUCAAACUGGGGAGGGACGGGGGAGGGGGGAGCACAAGUUAACCUGAUACUUAUGCUAAUUUUUGUUUAUUUUAUUAUAAUUUCUUUCUUCUU
Molecule: messenger RNA, 3416 nt
Organism: Centropristis striata (black sea bass)
Lineage: Eukaryota; Metazoa; Chordata; Actinopteri; Perciformes; Serranidae
Gene: actn4
Product: actinin, alpha 4
Exons: 23
Coding region: 268-3033 (921 amino acids)
Biological process (GO): actin cytoskeleton organization; muscle cell development
Cellular component (GO): cell junction; cell projection; Z disc
Molecular function (GO): actin filament binding; calcium ion binding
Source: RefSeq, a predicted model, not a curated record